UAAUUUUCGUGUGUUUGCGUAGGAGAGUACUAUUGUUGACCGCGGGAGGUCCAGGGAACGUGUUGUUUCGACGGGAUUGGACCAGAGUGAGGUCGAGGUUCAGCUGCUACAAGGUGCUCAGAUCGGUGCAGCAUAGUUUACAACCGGCCUGCCAAUUGCUUAUAAGAAUUCUGCUUUGUCGGGUCGUCGCCAUACAACUUUUCUAUGUGAUAACAAAAAUGAACCAGCAAUAUGAAAAUGAAUAUGAAUACGAGUAUCAAAACGAAUACGAAUAUGAACUAGAAAAUGAAUACGAAUAAAAAGAAUACGAAUAUGAACACGAUUGUGGUUAUGAAUGCGAAUGUGAAUAAGAAUUUGAAAAUGAAUAUGAAUAUGAAUAUGAAGGCGAAUGUGAUUACGAGUGUGAAUACGAAUAUGCACACGAAUGUGAUUACGAAUGCGAAUACGAAUAGGUAUACGUAUAUGAACACGAAUGUGAUUAGGAAUGUGAAUACGAACAUGAACACGAAUAGGAAUUCGAAUACGAAUAUGAAUUCGAAUAUGAAUACGAAUAAAAAUACGAGUACGAAUACGAAUAUGAAUUCGUAUAAAAAUACGAUUACGAAUACGAACGCCUAUACGGAUGCGUAUACGAAUGCGAAGCUAUACCAAAAAAUGAUCCGAUUUUUGGAAUAUGACUAUGAAAUACCAAAUUUUUGCAUUAAAAUUAAUUCCGAUUUGCUCAUCUGCCACACAGAUAAAACCAAUUUAACUGUAAUUGAUGGUACAAUACCGUUGCCAGCUAAAAUGCAUAGUUAA
Molecule: messenger RNA, 798 nt
Organism: Ceratitis capitata (Mediterranean fruit fly)
Lineage: Eukaryota; Metazoa; Arthropoda; Insecta; Diptera; Tephritidae
Product: WD repeat-containing protein 91 homolog
Exons: 3
Coding region: 286-798 (170 amino acids)
Source: RefSeq, a predicted model, not a curated record